AUGAACCCUAAGCGGGGAGGUAGAAAUUUAGAAUCGUAGCCUUGAGCUAAAUUGUCAAUUGAGACAUAUACAUAUCCCAAAGCCCACAGUUAAGAGUCAAGAGCGAAUUGUUCCACAAGCAUCCCCUAACUCGUUUCGUCAAUAUGCCAUCCCAACUGAGUGAAGCGGUAACGCUUCCUUGCGGGCUAACCCUGCCUAAUCGAAUCGCCAAAGCUGCAAUGGCGGAGAAUAUGGCUCCCGAUCAUGGUCCCGAACAAAAAUUCUACAAGCUAUAUAGCCAGUGGGGUAAAGGUGGCUGGGGAGCAAUUCUUACAGGAAACGUCCAAGUUGAUCUGAACCAUCUCGGUCAACCUAAUGACCUUGCAUUCGUUAGCCACGAGAAUGGCUCCAUCCCGGCGUGGAAAAAGUAUGCGGACGCCUGCCAAGAACACGGAACGCCAGCGAUCGUUCAAAUUUGCCAUCCUGGAAGGCAAUCUUUUCGUGGCGCUGGAAACAGAGGCCUGUUCUCACAAACUAUUGCUCCAAGCGCUGUUCCACUGAACAUUGGAGAUGGAUGGGUGAACCAUUUCAUUAGGUGCUUGGUAUUUGGUUCACCAAGGGAGAUGACCCAGGCUGAUAUCGACAUCGUCACACAACAUUUCAUCGACACGGCGAAAUUGGUGGCUGAUAGUGGGUUUGCUGGUAUUGAACUGCAUGGUGCUCAUGGUUACCUUAUUGAUCAAUUCUUGAACCCUAAGUCUAAUAUCCGAACUGACGCCUAUGGCGGAUCUGCAGAGAAACGGGCCAAGUUCCUACUGGACAUACUGGCCGGCUGCCGCAAAGUUGUGCCGCCUAAUUUUUGUAUUGGAGUAAAGCUCAACUCUGCGGAUCAUGGCUCGUCUGGUUUCGAGGACUGCAUGACUCAAAUCGGGCUUCUUGUAGAAGCCGGCAUUGACUUCCUUGAGAUAAGCGGCGGAAGUUAUGAAAACCCUAAAAUGGUCGGAGGCGAUACAAACCAAGGGACACAAAAGAGUGCCCGGACUAUCGCAAGAGAGGCAUUCUUCAUUGAAUUUGCCCAUGAAGCCAGAAAGCGGUAUCCGGACCUAAUUUUGAUGUUGACCGGUGGCUUCCGUAGUCGUGCUGGUGCUGAAGCUGCAAUCAGCUCGGGCGCAUGCGACCUUAUCGGUAUAGGGCGUCCUGCUGCUAUUUACACUGAUAUACCUCACAAGUUCUUGGAUGAGAGCUUACCGGACAAUGAAGCCUGGUUUUCCCUGAGAAAAGUGGAGCUUCCAUGGUUUGCAAAAUGGUUGCGGAGCCCAGCAAUCGGUGGCGGUGCAGAGACGGAAUACUACAGGAAGCAGAUUGAACGGUUGGCAAAGGGUUUAUUGACGUAUGCGCCCGGCGCUUAACAGAAAUGAUAAUUGAAGUACACAAAAUAAUAGCUACGUCCUGCAUUUCUCUC
Molecule: messenger RNA, 1441 nt
Organism: Aspergillus alliaceus
Lineage: Eukaryota; Fungi; Ascomycota; Eurotiomycetes; Eurotiales; Aspergillaceae
Product: NADH:flavin oxidoreductase/NADH oxidase family protein
Exons: 7
Coding region: 144-1388 (414 amino acids)
Molecular function (GO): oxidoreductase activity; FMN binding
Source: RefSeq, a predicted model, not a curated record